CUGCUUGGAUUGGUUAAAAACGGUAGUCGUGUCGUAUGUGGAAGCAAGUCAAUCGGAGAAACGUAUCGACAACGGACGCAUGCUGUCAAUCCCAGCCGCCACUACCAGCUCUACCAGCGGCAGUAGGCUGCACUACCGACCCAUCAGAGGGGACGCCUGGCGUCGCAACUCUCCCUCCCUGUUGACCACGUCGCUAGAUCUUAAGCGACAGCAGCUGAUUAAAGAUAAAUACCAGCAAUUUGAGUCAAGAACAUCGAUGUCAAAUGAAACAGAGCAGGCCGACGAAGCUCUAAAAGAGCCCCCAUCGCCACCAAAGCGAAGAAUUCGGACUGCAUUCCGUUGCAUGACGUUCACGGAAUCAGAGGACGGAGAAGAAAGCGAGUACGUACCGUCGGAGGAUGAAGAGAACGAAACGAGUGAAGAACAUUCCAGCGCUGAAGAGCUACUUGAUUCUCACCAAGAAGAAAAGCAGGAGACAUCUGAGAGUGAAGAGGAAGGGGAUCCUGAUGAUGACUCGAGGUGGUGGGAGUCUAGCGAGGAUAAAUACAAAUGGGAGAAGCACUACAAACAGGCCGAUGCCGCCUUCCGUAAGAGAUUCGGCUGUGGCAUUGACACACCAACGCACCCGGAGACAAGGAGGAAGUUGAAGAAGAAAAAGCCAAGAUAUCAAGCGUACAAAUACUUACUAGCAGGCUUGGUGAUCGUGAAUCUGGUGCAACUAGCACUGGUGUAUUCGGCUUCAUCAUGGGCGUUUUCAAUGGUAACAUGGCGACCGUGGACUGCUGACGACAACGUUGGCAGUGGCGAAGACCACAGACUUGUAGAUACGCCAAGCAGCGAACAUGUCGUCGAUGUAUUAGCUCCAUUUACGCAGCAGCAGGUCCCAGAGCACGUGCGGACUGGUUUGUACUUAUGCUCGUCACUCUCUCGGCGUGUAGUCAAGUCUGAACACGACGUGACAGCUACACAACACGCACUACGCGCAUGUGAUAUCGCUGUCAAAUUUGCACCGCUAGAAUCACGUGAGGCAAUUGAGGCCCACGUGCUUCGUGGGGAUCUGCGUAGUUUACUCUCGCUCUUUGACGGCGCUGAUGAAGAUUACAACUCUGCUAAGGAUUUGAUGCUGGAGUCUAACAUGGACUUAAAACUUGCACGGGUAUUAACGCAGGACCUGGAACUGAAGCUGAUUGCCAACCGCUGGACGCAAUUGUACAAAACGAAGAGUUUCAAGGAAUUGCGACGUGAGGCCAAAGCUCGAGUUACACAACUAAACAACUCGGCAGAUGCGGUGAGCGCGCUGGCGGCAGACUGGUUAAGCGCAUUCAAACGCAAGAAGCCAGUGCUGGACGUGCUUACUGCUCAGCGUGGCUGGACGCUACGUCGUCUCAAGUACGAAGCUUGGGAUAAUGACGAGAGAAUACCUGACAAAAGGUGAACAUGGGGUCGCUUCGUACUGCUUUUUAAUCUAUUCUGCAACCAACAUUUAUUCAUCUUCUUCAUCGCUCUCCUCUUCACUGCUUUCCUCGUCCUUUUGUUCUUCAUCUUUGGAUUUCUGCAGUUCUACAGUCUUCGCCUUCAGUUCACGCACUCUAUCCGGUUGUUGGUCAUGCUGUUCCAAGUAUCCAGCCAGAUCUUCAACGAAGUCGCGUGUAUCUGGGCUGAGCUUAAUCGCUUGCUCCAAGCUCUGAACCACCAGCUUAUCGAAAGCGUUAUCUCCAGUGCUUCCACUUCUCGCCAUGCGCAUGUUUG
Molecule: messenger RNA, 1749 nt
Organism: Phytophthora nicotianae INRA-310
Lineage: Eukaryota; Oomycota; Peronosporomycetes; Peronosporales; Peronosporaceae
Exons: 1
Coding region: 80-1435 (451 amino acids)
Source: RefSeq, a predicted model, not a curated record